CACACGUGCGCUCUUCGGCUCCGGAGCGGCUGCUCUUGCUCCCAGGCGUCGCCGUGGAAGGACAGGCCGACCCGCUCCUCCUUUGACGCUAUAAAUUACCGCCUCGGCGCCCCGCGCAGCCCGGCAGGAGCCCCCGAGUCAGGUCGGCAGCUGCCAGCCCCGGACCUUCGCAUCUCUUCCCUUUGGGCCGGAGGAGCCGAGUUCAGAUACGCCACUUCGCACCUGAGACUGAUACACAGAACUCAGUUUCGUCCUCUUAAAUUUGUUUCUGUUUAUUCGUCCCUCUUCCUCCCUCCCUCUCCCAUCUUGUCGCUCCAAGAAAAAAAAAAUUCUUAUUAGCCACCCCCCCCAAACUCACAGCUUUCCCCUGGCCAUCCAUACUCAUAUUUCCACCCGGAGAACGAGUUGCAUUUUUUAAAAAAGGAAUUCCAGCAAGAAAUAUUUUUCUCGAUUGGGAACUGACUCUCGGUUGUUUGCAAAAGUUUCGCAUUAAAAAAAAAACCCCAAACCUAAAAACCUUGAUCUAUACGUUGAGACGUGUGGGUUUCUAGCUUUUUUUGUUUGCCUUAUUUUUUUUCCUCUUUUUAAACGUUUUUUUUUUUCACCUUUAAAAAAAUGCACUACUGUGUGCUGAGCGCCUUUCUGACCCUGCAUCUGGUCUCGGUGGCGCUUAGUCUGUCUACCUGCAGCACGCUGGAUAUGGACCAGUUCAUGCGCAAGAGAAUCGAGGCGAUUCGCGGGCAGAUCUUGAGCAAGCUGAAGCUCACCAGCCCCCCUGAAGACUACCCCGAGCCCGACGAAGUGCCCCUGGAGGUGAUUUCCAUCUACAACAGCACGAGGGACUUGCUCCAGGAGAAAGCGAGCCGGCGAGCCGCCGCCUGCGAGCGUGAGAGGAGCGACGAGGAGUAUUAUGCCAAGGAGGUUUACAAGAUCGACAUGCCUCCCUUCUUCCCCUCGGAAACUGUCUGCCCAGUUGUUACAACACCCUCUGGCUCAGUGGGCAGCUUGUGCUCCAGACAGUCCCAGGUGCUCUGUGGGUACCUCGAUGCCAUCCCGCCUACGUUCUACAGACCCUACUUCAGAAUUGUACGAUUUGAUGUCUCAGCGAUGGAGAAGAAUGCUUCCAAUUUGGUGAAAGCCGAGUUCAGAGUCUUCCGUUUGCAGAAUCCCAAAGCCAGAGUGCCUGAACAACGGAUAGAGCUGUAUCAGAUUCUGAAAUCCAAAGAUCUAACAUCCCCAACUCAGCGCUACAUCGACAGCAAAGUGGUGAAAACCAGAGCUGAAGGCGAAUGGCUCUCCUUUGAUGUAACCGAGGCUGUGCACGAAUGGCUUCACCAUAAAGACAGGAACUUGGGAUUUAAAAUAAGUUUGCACUGUCCAUGCUGUACCUUUGUACCAUCCAACAAUUACAUCAUCCCAAAUAAAAGUGAAGAACUAGAAGCAAGAUUUGCAGGUAUUGAUGGCACCUCCACAUAUACCAGUGGUGAUCAGAAAACUAUAAAGUCCACUAGGAAAAAAACCAGUGGGAAGACCCCCCAUCUCCUGCUAAUGUUAUUGCCCUCCUACAGACUUGAGGCUCAACAGUCCAACCGACGGAAGAAGCGCGCCCUGGAUGCUGCCUACUGCUUUAGUAAUGUGCAGGAUAAUUGCUGCCUACGUCCACUUUACAUUGAUUUCAAGAGGGAUCUUGGGUGGAAGUGGAUCCACGAGCCUAAAGGGUACAAUGCUAACUUCUGUGCUGGUGCGUGCCCCUAUUUGUGGAGUUCAGACACUCAGCACAGUAGGGUUCUUGGCUUAUAUAACAGCAUAAAUCCAGAAGCAUCUGCUUCUCCUUGCUGUGUGUCCCAGGAUUUAGAACCACUCACAAUUCUCUACUAUGUUGGCAAAACCCCCAAGAUUGAGCAACUCUCUAACAUGAUCGUGAAGUCGUGCAAAUGCAGCUAAAAUUCUUGGAAGAGUGUCCAGAUGAGAAUGACAAUGACGACGAUGAAAACAAUGACAGUGUCGGUGUUGGAUCAAGGAGACAUAAGAGAGCCUCGACUCAUCAGUGUCACAAAAUGGUUUUUAAUAGAAAAAGCGGUACUAGUUCAAACAUGUUGGAAGUUUGUGUUCUGUUUGUUAAAACUGGCAUCUGAAACAACCACAACAAAGGGGAAGGCCUUAUUCUACGCUUCACCUACUCUGUAAGCGAGAGAGACAAGAAGCAAAACCUUUUGCUUUUUUAAGAAAAAAUAAAUAAACACUGGAAGAAUUUGUUAGUGUUAAUUAUGUGAAAGAAAGCAAACAAACAAAAACCACGGAAAAUCCCAUUAAGUGGAGUUGCUGUACGCACCGAUCCUUUCCCACGCCUCACUUGACUGUUCUGUAUUGCUAUGCAAUAGGCACCCUUCCUGUUCUUACUCUUAGAGUUCACAGUGAGUUAUUUAUUGUGCGUUACUAUAUAUAAUGAACAUUUCAUUACCCUUGGAAAAUAAAACAGGUGUAUAAAGUGGAGACCAAAUGCGUUGCCAGAAACUCAUGGAUGGCUUAAGGAACUUGAACUCAAAUACGCCAGAAAAAAAAAAGAGGUCACACACAUUAAUGGAAUAAAAAACCAAGUGAGUUAUUGUAUGACCAAGCAAGUCUGCAUUAUGAUAAAGACCCUGAAAAUACAUAUGAUGUACCAUCUGCCUAAGGAAACAUCUUGUAAGGUUCAAAAACUGAAAAGCCUGUUAAUAAAGGAAACUUUCAAUGAGAA
Molecule: messenger RNA, 2737 nt
Organism: Echinops telfairi (small Madagascar hedgehog)
Lineage: Eukaryota; Metazoa; Chordata; Mammalia; Afrosoricida; Tenrecidae
Gene: TGFB2
Product: transforming growth factor beta 2
Exons: 8
Coding region: 616-1944 (442 amino acids)
Biological process (GO): BMP signaling pathway; transforming growth factor beta receptor signaling pathway; regulation of cell population proliferation
Cellular component (GO): extracellular region
Molecular function (GO): cytokine activity; growth factor activity; type II transforming growth factor beta receptor binding
Source: RefSeq, a predicted model, not a curated record